AUGGGCAAAUUAAAGGAAGCGUUUCAACAGAUCACGGCUGGAGGCUCGGCUGGUAAGCUAAUUCGAUUAAUCUCAAAUGUUUUUGUUUUUUAUUUUAUUUCUUUUGAAAACAAUAAUAAUAUAAAGGUAUUUGGACCUUUUAAUAAUACUCUUUUUAGACUUUAUAGUACAUUUUUAUUAGAAAAUGGCAAGAUUUAGUUGAUUUUGGGGAUUUUUUGUGGAUUUUGGCUUAAAUUUUAAUAAUUUUUUUGAAAUUUGAAGUUUUUGAGUAUGUUGAAUUGAUUUACUAUGUCAUGUUUUCAUGCUUCAUUUUAAUACAAAAGAAUAAUAACUUUGCGAUAUGUUAAUAUAACUUUCUUCCAGGGCUAGUAGAAGUAUGUGUGAUGCACCCAUUAGAUGUUAUGAAGACUCGUUUACAAUUAGGUAGUCAGUUCUACAGUGGGCUUGGUGAUGUAUUCAAGAAGACGUUGGCAGAAGAAGGAGUUAAAGGUUUCUACAAAGGUAUCAUACCUCCAAUCAUAGCCGAAACACCGAAAAGGGCUACCAAGUUCUUGACCUUCGAGCAAUAUAAACAUGCUUUUCAGUCGUUUCAUGCCAUUCCUGAAUGGACAGUAAGGGAUUUUAUUGAUUUUGAGGUUGGGCAUGGUUUGAAAAUGGCAAUUUGCUUUAUGUUAUUGUAAAAUACGAGCUUUUUUAAUGGUGUUAAGGAUUUGAAGAGGUGUUGCGGCAUGGUUAAUAUACGUAAUGUAGAUAGGUAGUUAAAUCCUUUAAUUUUAGCAAAUCUCACUAGCCGGAGCGGCUGCCGGAGUAACAGAAGCUUGUGUUAAUACGCCUUUUGAGUUGGUGAAGGUACGACUUCAAUCAGACAGAUCUAAAACUCAUGUAAGUUAAUAUUAUGUGAUAAAGAAUGACUUAUGGAACAAAUAUUAUGUCAUUUACUGUCAUUAUACAUGUUUUAUAGGGUAUAAAGAUCAAAAUAUUUUGUAAAAAUAACAUUAUCAAGUUUUAGAUACGAACCAGUCGAGACGUAGCGAAAGAGAUCUUUGCCAGAAGAGGGGUACCAGGCAUCUACACCGCCCUAGGCGCCACAAUGUACCGUAACGGAACCUGGAACUGUAUAUACUUUGGUCUCUAUCAUAAUGUAAAGCCUCUUCUACCAACAGAACCAAUUCAGAACCUACUGUCACGUAUGGGCGUCGGCUUUGUAGCUGGUACGAUAGCAUCUGUAGCGAACAUUCCAUUCGAUGUGGUCAAGAGUAGGAUUCAAGCACAACCUGAAGGUACCACCUGGAAGUAUCUUAAUACAUGGCAGACAGUAGGACUGAUUUACCGUGAAGAAGGUGCAGCGGCAUUGUAUCGUGGCAUCGUACCCAAAGUCAUGCGUCUGGGACCUGGUGGUGCCAUUAUGUUGAUUGUGUUCGAGACUGUGCAAGACUUUUUGAAAAAGAUCAUGGACUAG
This is a messenger RNA of Bursaphelenchus okinawaensis, 1459 nucleotides long. Lineage: Eukaryota; Metazoa; Nematoda; Chromadorea; Rhabditida; Aphelenchoididae. The record is from the annotation of a GenBank genome assembly.